Aegilops tauschii subsp. strangulata is the source of this 430-nucleotide messenger RNA. RefSeq lists its product as uncharacterized. NCBI's taxonomy places the organism in Eukaryota, Viridiplantae, Streptophyta, Magnoliopsida, Poales, Poaceae. The record is from RefSeq and is a predicted model, not a curated record.
AGAGAGAUCAUGGCGGGUGCGGCGAAGGCGUCAUGGACGGUGGCGAUGAGCGUGGGCGCCGUGGAGGCGCUCAAGGACCAGGCCGGGCUCUGCCGCUGGAACUACGCGCUCAAGUCCAUCCACAGGACCGCCAAGGCCAGAGUAAAUGUCCACGGUGGCGCCUCACAGAGCACGAAGCAGCUUCCGGCGUCUGCUGCAGCGGUAGCGGAGAGGCGGCGAGCGGAGAAGGCCGAGGAGGGGCUGAGGACCGUCAUGUACCUCAGUUGCUGGGGUCCCAAUUAGUGGUAGCUAGCAUGAGGUGUUUCUGCAGUUCUGCUAGCUCUAUCAUCCAGCAACAACCAUGCCGUGUGACUCGGCUGGUUAAUUCCCUCACGAUUGUAAAUAUGUCUCACCAUGAUGAUGAUGAUGAUGAUGAUGAAAUCUUCCCCCA